GGUAUAUAUAUUAUGAGGUGCAAGGUUCAAUAUUCUCAUCCUCUGGAUCCACCAUGCGAUCACCGGAUAUACCAAUCAAAAGGUCAGUGAUGCUUUAGGGUUUGUCAGAGGAUAUUGAUGGAGGUUUCAGAUUUGGGGCUGAUUACGGUGGAAAGAUCAAUUGUUCUUUUAUGAUGACGCUAAUAUUGAUGGAGGUUCUCGUGACUGUUGUUGUUGAUACAAUUUGAUGCAGAGCCUGACUAUUGAGCAUCUGAUACAACACCAAAUUAGCAAACAUAUAACAAAAGUCUUAACCACUGGAGAAGAUUGUUCAAAUGGAACUUCUCUUUUUUUUUUAGAUAAGUGGAAGGUAGAAAUUUAUUCUAAUGAAUGAUUGAGAUUAAGGUAUUAAGAGCUAUAAUGGGAAAAGUUCCUUAUCAAGGGGUCCCUAGAAUAAUGAUCCUUGUGGUGUAAAGUAUUUGGUAAAGUUGAGAUAUUUUUUUUCAUACUGUCGUCACUAAUGAUGUAUUGGAGUUAAGUUGACCAUCUAUACCAUGAUUGCUUCUAAACUCACGUUAGCCUUUGAGAUACUAUCUGAGAAUUCUGGAUACCAAAUAAAUCUUAUCAUGAGAGAAGAGACAGUGUCUUGGAAGUACUUUAAACGAGAUGUUGUGCCGUUCGCUGCUAUGGUCGCAGUCGAGUGUACCACGGUUGGAUCGAGCACACUGUUCAAGGCUGCUACCUUAAGAGGAUUCAGCUUUUAUGUAUUUGUGUUCUACUCUUAUGUUGGUGCUACCCUUGUCCUUUUACUACUUUCCCUCAUCUUUGGAAGGUCAAGAAGUUUACCUUCAGCCAAGUCUCCUCUCUUCUUCAAGAUUUUCUUACUUGCACUUCUCGGGCUCACGUCGCGGGUAGCUGGCUGUAAAGGUAUAGAAUAUAGCUCCCCUACUCUUUCCUCUGCCAUCAGCAAUCUUACACCAGCUUUCACCUUCAUGCUUGCCGUCUUCUUCAGGAUGGAACAAGUAAUGUUAAGAAGCUCUGCAACUCAGGCUAAAAUCAUUGGCACAAUAGUAUCUAUAUCUGGUGCUCUGGUUAUUGUUCUGUAUAAAGGCCCAAAACUACUUGUUGCUGCAUCGUUUACUUCAUUCGAGUCAAGUUGGAUAAUAGGAGGCCUUUUGCUCGGUUUACAAUUUUUGCUUCUUUCAGUCUGGUUUAUUCUUCAGACUCAUAUCAUGGAGAUAUAUCCUGAAGAGAUAGCUGUAGUCUUCUGCUACAACUUAUGUGCAAUGGUCAUCUCAGCGACGAUAUGUCUAAUUGUAGAAAAAGACUUGAGUUCUUGGCAGCUUAAACCGGGUUUUUCCCUUGCUUCAGUCAUAUACUCGGGACUCUUUGAUACAUCAUUGGGCUCAGUUAUUCACACAUGGGGUCUGCAUGUGAAGGGUCCCGUCUACGUAUCCUUGUUCAAACCAUUGUCUAUUGCAAUUGCAGUCGCCAUGGCUGCUAUAUUCCUUGGCGAUGCUCUUCACCUUGGGAGUGUGAUUGGAUCAGUGAUACUAAGCUUUGGGUUUUACACUGUGAUUUGGGGCAAAGCAAGAGAAGAUGCAAUCAAAACAGUAAGUGAUCCUGAGCAGUCACUCUUGUUGCCUACCCACAACACAGAUGAUGAAACCUUAUCAUGAACUUAAGUUGGACACAUGCAUAACUAUUGGACCCAUUAGAAGAUGACCCCUGUUUAUCUUGUAUAUAUAUCAUACUAGGGGAUUAUCUAUUAAAGAUCUUGUGUGUACAAGUUUCUAACAAAUGAUAUGAUACAUUGAAUGUGAAAAAUAUAGAUGAAUAUUAUAGUACAACUUGAAGGAGUGGUAAAUGAAAA
Camelina sativa (false flax) is the source of this 1852-nucleotide messenger RNA. Its product is annotated as WAT1-related protein At4g15540. Gene Ontology annotation, cellular component: membrane. The record is from RefSeq and is a predicted model, not a curated record. Gene Ontology annotation, molecular function: transmembrane transporter activity. NCBI's taxonomy places the organism in Eukaryota, Viridiplantae, Streptophyta, Magnoliopsida, Brassicales, Brassicaceae.